Messenger RNA from Micropterus dolomieu (smallmouth bass), 3721 nucleotides. RefSeq names its product angiopoietin 1 (gene angpt1). NCBI's taxonomy places the organism in Eukaryota, Metazoa, Chordata, Actinopteri, Centrarchiformes, Centrarchidae. The coding region runs from base 395 to 1735 and encodes 446 amino acids. Gene Ontology annotation, molecular function: receptor tyrosine kinase binding. The transcript has 8 exons. The record is from RefSeq and is a predicted model, not a curated record. Gene Ontology annotation, biological process: Tie signaling pathway; angiogenesis.
CUCUUCCCAGUUGUUAAGUCAGAGAGCAGAGGAGGAAGGGAAGGCAGAGAGACCAGGGGAGGUCUGACGACACCAUCCCAGCAUGCCCGGCACCUAUUUUAAAUGCACAGAUUGAUAAAUGCAAGCGCACAGUUUGGCUUUGAAUUACUGGAGGAACGUCAAGAUUCAUAACAAGGCUGUCACUCUGCAAGACAUGCGUGCAUCUUUUCCUGCCAGGACAAAAACUUAGAGGAGCUUUGGAAACAUUUCAAUGCUGGAGGUCCAGUGUAAGGAUGGAUGAUGCAUGUUCCAGGCUAACGGUGUUCUUCACCGUAUUCUGAUCCAGCUAAACCAAAAAGGAGCAGCAUAAAGAUACAAGAACUUAAUUCACCUGCAACUUUUAUCCCAGGCUGAUAUGAUGCUGUGGUACAACUUUGGCCACCACUUGCUCUCUCUGGCAGCACUUCUGGUGAUUGUGAGCUGCGGAGGAGGAGAGCAGAGGAGAGGGACGGAUAGCAGCAGCACCAGCAGCACAGGUGGUGGCAGCAGCGGCAGCAGCAGUAGCAGUAGCAGCAGUAGUGCAGGAAGUAGUAGUAAUAAUUACAACAACAGACGUUUUCAUAAGAUCCAGCAUGGCCAGUGCACCUAUACGUUCAUCCUACCUGAGGAAGAGGGAGCCAGAGGGGGCUCCUGCAGGGAGGGGAAAGCUGGUAGCCCAACUACACACAGUAGCAACUCCCUCCAAAGAGACGCUCCGCCACCUGAGCCAGACAUUCCCAGCCAGAAGAUCCAGCAGCUCGAGCACAUUAUGGAGAAUUACACUCAGUGGCUACAGAAGAUCGAGAACUACAUAAAAGAGAGCAUGAAGACAGAGAUGGCUCAAUUGCAGCAGAGCGCUGUACACAACCACACAGCAGCCAUGUUGGAAAUGGGCACCAACCUUCUUUCUCAGACUGCUGAACAGACACGCAAGCUGACUGACGUUGAGACACAGGUUCUGAAUCAGACAUCCAGGCUCGAGAUCCAGCUGCUGGAAAAUUCUCUUUCUACAAACAAGUUGGAGAAAGAGUUAAUGGUCCAAACCAAUGAGAUCAGCAAGCUGCAUGACAAGAACAGCCUCCUGGAGCAGAAAAUGUUAGAAAUGGAGAUGCGGCACCGUGAAGAGCUGGAGACGCUGAAGCAGGAGAAGGGAAGUCUCCAGGCCCUAGUGGGGAGGCAGAGCGGGGUUAUCGGGGAGCUAGAAGCCCAACUGAGCCGGGCCACAGGAAACAGCACGGCCCUGCAGAGACAGCAGCAGGAGAUGAUGGAUACUGUCCACAAUCUGCUCCACCUCUGUUCCAAAGAUGGAGUUGUGCCUAAUAGUACAAAGGUGGAGGAAGAGAAGAAGUUCCGUGACUGUGCCGACCUGUACAAGGCUGGCGUCCAUAAGAAUGGAGUCUACACCAUCCAGAUCAACCCCCAGGAGACUAAAAAGGUGUAUUGCAACAUGGAAACAGCCGGUGGCGGAUGGACCGUCAUCCAGCGCAGAGAAGAUGGCAGUGUGGACUUCCAGAGAACGUGGAAGGAGUACAAGAUGGGUUUUGGGAGCGUGUCUGCAGAGCAUUGGUUGGGAAACGAGUAUGUUUACCAGUUUACAAGCCAGAGGCAGUAUGCCCUUCGUGUGGAACUGACAGAUUGGGACAGACACCAGGCCUUCUCACUGUAUGACCGCUUCCAGAUUGGCAGUGAGAAACAAAACUACAGGUUGGUGGUUUGAUGCCUGUGGUCCGUCCAACCUUAACGGCAUGUACUUCACCCAAGGACAACACAUAGGGAAGUUGAAUGGUAUCAAGUGGCACUACUUCAAGGGUCCCAGCUACUCGCUACGAGCUACAGUCAUGAUGAUCCGCCCCCUGGACUUCUCCUAGUCUUUUAAACUUCCGAACGUUAAACUUCCAAACAGCUAUGUAGCACAUUAGAGGGAACAUGUCCUAUUUUAUCCUCUUGUCUCAUCUCAUUUCGCUGCCCAUGGGCGUCGUCCAGUGAAUCUUUUAUUCAACCUGGUUCUUCCCCAGAGCAACUGAUAUUUCUGUGCUACUGUUGCCUCAUAACCUUUCCCCUUAAUGAACUGAAAAGCAACCAUGAGGAGGAAGACAGAGCAAGACAUGACUCACUUGAACUGAUUUCUGUUCCACAAACAUGACCUUAUGUAAGGACAAAUGCAUUCAGGUGUGUCAUGUCACACCUGGAAUUUGUGCACAUAAGAGCUUGAUAUAAGGUCAGCUUGUAUGAGAAUUCAAGCAUGAUGUCAAACCACAAUUUUCCUGGGUACCUGUGUUUUAAUGAUAUGGAGGACAUGAACUCUUCUGUAUGGAAAGCACCUAUCACAGGGCAGCACUGACACUUAAACUGCAGGACAGAACUUAUCUGGAACGCUCUAAGGAGAAGAAUGAGAGAUACAGCUUUUUUAUUAAAAUGUUGCUCACAGAUCGCAGCCCAUAAAUAUUACAAAUGUAUUAUAUAUAUUGUGUUUUUAGCAUUAUUUUUGUUAUCCCAACUGUAUACAAUAGUCAAAGUGAGAUGAAAUUGUCUUUUGUACUGUACAGUGUAUACUGAUUGUCUAUCUGCAUUAUGUAUCAAACACAUGCCCAGUUUUACGGUGACUUUGAAAUGCAAGUGAUUGGUAAUAGUUAUGAGGGACGCUUGCAGUAUUUUCUGGCAAUUACACACUAACUGUCUUGACGGAGUGUGAUUAUUUUUAGAGUGCAAGAUGUAAGGUUAUUACUGGAUUAGAUUUUGAACUAAGAUCUACUUGCCUUUGUUAUUGGCUGAGAAACUACGAAUACCUGCCAAGUUUCAAAUUGUGAGUGAUCACCUUACCUCUACUGAGUAUGAAAAACAAGGAAAUUAAUUCAGAUACAGCAUAUAAUUAGUGAUAUAUAACAAUUAGAGCUUAGUAUGUGUAGGGGGGAAUGCACGUUCGCAUUCACAACCAGUAAUGCAUAUUUUCAAAAACACACAGAGGUAUCCAAUGUAUUUCUGAAAGACAUAAAUGCUUAUAUUAAGCUGGUGUCCCAAAUGUCCAAAACUCUCAAAGAAUGAGGUUAAAGUUCAGCUUACUGAAUCUUAUUUCUAUCUGGACAUUAUAAAACCCCUUUAAGACCAAAUACCUUAAGACAAACCGCAGAUCAUUAAGACAAGUUACAUCCAAACUAUUUUUCACAGACAUCAACAUGACACAACUUCAGAAUCCAGCCAGUUUCUGUUUCCCAUCAAUGCAGCUUUGGGGGAAAAAAAGGAGCCGGAGUUGGAUAUGAAGCAUGAAAUUAAUGAUUUCACCAAGUGAUCCGUGUGAACACAUAUUUCAUAACCUCCAGCCUAUAACAACAGAAUCUACUUUGGAGUAUUUACUAAAGGUACAUGUGGCAAGAAGAUAUAGUGUAUCUGGAACUUGUAAGACUACAAUUGACAUGUUUAUUAGCAUUCUAAAAUUGUAUAAUUUCAAUGUGUGUGUACGUAAAGCAGCUUUCCUGAGGAAAACUUUUUUUUUUUCUGGUUUUGCUCCGUACAAUGGUGUUUUGAAGUUGAGCAUAAAACAUAGAAGUUAAGAUAAUAACCCUGGUGAAAUGUGCCUUUGAUAACUUUGCUUUUACCUCAUUCAAUUCCAGAUUUGCAGAUUUUAUUUAAACAUCUUUUGUAACAUGUGGUCAGUGUUGUGUUGCUAGAUUAAAUAAAAGAGCAUGUGAUGCACUGAUGUUUUCAA